This is a messenger RNA of Parasteatoda tepidariorum (common house spider), 1104 nucleotides long. The record is from RefSeq and is a predicted model, not a curated record. Lineage: Eukaryota; Metazoa; Arthropoda; Arachnida; Araneae; Theridiidae.
AUUACAGGUUUGGAUGAUGCAAAAAGAAAGACCUGAAAAUCAAUGUCGUAAUAAACCGGCGAGGGUGAUAUUUAUUUCUUGAUAUAUUUAAUUAUAUUAAUUUAAAAUUCAAUGGCUUUUUCAAGUAGACUAGCCUUAAUUUCUUUACGUAUAACACGGUCUCGUAUGGUCUCGAACCGUAUUAAAUUUAUUGCUAGACUUUCUCCAAAUGUUAAUCCCUCUAUUCAUGGAAAGCGAUGUUUGUUCACUUCCAGCCAACUGUUAUCAAAAGAAGCAGCAGCAGCUGAAGAUUCUGAUUAUCAUACAAUUAUUAAAGAUACAGAAACAGCUCAUGGAGAAGGUGAGAAACUGGAGUUCCAGGCAGAAACUAAGAUGUUGCUUAAAAUUGUUGCAAAAUCUCUGUAUUCAGAACCCGAAGUGUUUGUUCGUGAGUUAAUUUCAAAUUGCAGUGAUGCACUGGAAAAGUUAAGACAUGCUGAACUAAGCAGUGGAGUAUCUUCUGAUGCAUCGAAGGAAAUUCAUAUUGCAACUGAUAAACAAAAUAGAAUUUUCACAAUUCAAGAUACUGGCAUUGGAAUGACAAGAGAAGAAAUGAUCAGUAGCCUUGGUACUAUUGCCAGAUCAGGAUCUAAGGCAUUUUUAGAAGAAGUGAAAAGAACGGAUUCAACAAGUUGUGCAGUGAACAAGAUUAUCGGUCAGUUUGGAGUUGGAUUUUAUUCAACUUUUAUGAUAGCUGAUAAAGUUGAAGUUUAUUCAAAACGUCAUGAACCUGGUAGUAAAGCUUAUAAAUGGGUUUCAGAUGGAUCUGGCUCAUAUGAAAUAAUGGAAGCUGAAAAUGUGCAGCCAGGAACAAAAGUUGUUGCAUACAUUAAAAGUGGUAAUGAAAGAAAAUUUGCCGAUGAAGAUGAGAUUAAAAGUGUCAUUAACAAGUACAGCAACUUUGUUGCCUAUCCAAUUUACGUUAAUGGAAAAAGAGUUAAUAAUAUUCAGGUAAGAAAUAAUUUUUUGUUAAAUAAAACUCUCCGUUCACAAAUGGGCAAAAUUGUAACAGUGAUUCUCUCCCUCACACAUCAUUUCGGAAUAAUAAUGGCAUGGUGUUUUUAA